AUGGCCUUCGCCGCCCAGGCGGCGCUGGCGGAUGCGUACUCGCUGACGAUUGUCACCGACAAGGGGGUGUCGAUCACGGCGCCGCAGGAGUGGGGGCGGAGGCUCGCCCAGGCGGGCAUCGACAACGUGCGGAUCCGCGGCGGCCGGGCCGGGGACCAAGCCGACAUUGAGGAGACGCCGCUCUCCUCGGGCACGCUGUACCGCAUCACCGGGGUGCUGACCUCCGGCGGCAAGCUCACGCUGCCCGGCGAGAGCUUCACCAUCGGACAGACCGCCAAGCUGCGCGACUACCUGGACCGGGUGCUGGCCGACGGCGGGCAAGCGAUCACCGCCCAGCGGGGGCAGUACGGUCUGACCAAAGAGCAGUUUGAGCACGCGUUCACCGAGCUCGGCAGGCCCAUCCCAAUCUCAACCAAGGGACAACCGCUGCGGGCCAUCGUGGACAAGCUCUCGUCCGACACGGGGCUGGUUGUGGCGGUCGACCCGCUGGUUUCCGCGACGUUCGCUAGGCUCGAAUGCCGCGACGAGCUGCAAUCCCUCUCCUACGGCUGCGGCCUGGCGAUCGCGCUGAAGGCCGAGGGGCUGGCGCUCGCGCCCGAGAAACCGCGGGGCGAGCCGGUGCGGGUGGUCGUCCGCCUGGCGAGCGACCUCAAGGAGCGGUGGCCGAUUGGCUGGCCCACCAAGGCCCGGGGCACCGAGCUGGCGCCGAAGAUGUUCGAGAAGAUCAACGUCGAGAUCGACGGGUUCUCGCUGCAGGAGGCGGUCGACGCGAUCGGGCCGCGGAUUGAGAUGCCCGUGCUGUGGGACCACGCUGCCAUGGACGCCAAGCGGAUCGACCCGGCGGCCGUUCAGGUCAAGCUGCCCCCGGCCAGCAUGGCCUACCACCGAAUCCUCAGCCGACUGCUGUUUCAGGCCCGGCUGCGUGGAGAGGUCCGUGUGGACGAGUCGGGCACGAUCUUCUACUGGAUCUACAGCCCCAUGGCAGACACGCAGCUCAUACCGCAGCAGUGGGCGCUUCCCGAGGCGAUCCGCAACCGCCUGGGCGACGAGGUCGGGCGGCAGCGGGCGAUGGUGCAUGACGGGCACCUGCUGCUCGUGCUCCACGCCCCGCCGGCGCCAGACCAGGACGCCCGCGAGGGUCGGUUCUUUUGGCGCGCGCCCACGGGCGAGUGGAGGCCGCAGGCUCUGCACCAUGGUGAGACUGCCAUCGGCGAGCUGAUCGACGAGUACGACAAGCUGCUCGACCGGAUUGACGCCGACGAGGAUGUGGCCCAGUCGGCCGCCGCGUACUUCGACCUGCUGACGCUGCUGAACCCGCUGGUGCGGGCCUCGCACAACCUGCACCAGACGCUGCAGCAGGCGCGCGAGGAGCUGCCGGACGUCCGCCAGCUGAUCCUGCUCCGCGACCGGGCCUACGGAACUGCCCGGCGGGCGGAGCUGCUGCAGGCCGACGCCCGUAACACGCUCGACUUUGUCAUUGCCCGCCGCGCCGAGGAACAGGCCGACUCUAGCCGCCGGCAGGCCAGGGCCGCCCACCGGCUGAAUGUGCUGGCGGCGCUCACGUUCCCGCUGCUGACGUUGUGCGCAGUCUUUGGCGCCAACCUAGAGCACGGCCUGGAGCAGUGGGACGCCGCCGCCACGGCGCCAACCCCGAUGCUGGCGGUGGUCGGCGCCGGGCUGCUACUGGGGGCGGUGCUGGUAGGCUACGUGACGCGCAAAUAG
Molecule: messenger RNA, 1722 nt
Organism: Ostreobium quekettii
Lineage: Eukaryota; Viridiplantae; Chlorophyta; Ulvophyceae; Bryopsidales; Ostreobiaceae
Source: the annotation of a GenBank genome assembly